GUUUGACAUUCUGUUUUAAAUCAAUUGUCGAAAAUUUUCUGUGGAAGAAACAAAAAGCGUUUAUUAAAAAUGAAAUUAGGUUUCGGAAUUUUAUGCCUAAUCGCAGCCGCAUUAGCUCAAGAUAUUAUUAUCACCAAUCCAAGUGAACUCUUCAGCAGUGCACAAAAAUAUCAAAAUUAUACGAAUGUAAUGCAAUCCGAAAUAUUUGAGUUGAUUACGGAAUUGCGACUUUCAUUGUCGGCUACAAUGAAAAAGACAGCAACUUCUACUUUAUCAGAUAUUGAGACAGACAUAACAACAGUUUUUGAUAUAGUUAAUCCACUCCGUACUUUAAUAUUUAUUACCAACAGCUAUAAUUCGUAUUGUUUAGUAAUGAUGAGAAAUCAUUUGCUUGGCUUCAUGGACUUUAGUGGAUUCAGGUCUGGAAUUUGUCUCUAUCCUUACGACAGAGCAGUAAAUAAACUCCUUAAUGAAACACUCAACCAACUUGUAAUUUAUGAUGAAGAAAUUUCUGCAUUUGAAUUAAGCGUAAUUGAAGCCUUUGCUGGAAAAAAUGUUUGGAUACAAUUUGAGGCCAUUGAAAAUAAGUUUUUAGACAGUUUCAACAAAUUCAAAGACAUGUAUUAUGAUCUUAAGAACAAAAUUGCUGACUUUUCAUCAGACCUAGAAGAAAAGAUUACGGAACUCUCAGAUGUUUUAAAUGCUUGCUACAAAGAAAGCCAUGAUAAUUUGAAUGGACUUUUAUUGGCUAUAGAUGCUGAUGUCCAAUUAUGUAUUGCUCACGAAAAUUGGGAUUAAAAAUUGAUUUUAUUUGAUGCUCAUAAAACAAUAAACUGUAGAUACGAAAUAAUAUUGGGGAUUCCCUAUCAAAAAUUUAAUUGAAUUCACUUUUAAAUUUAUGAUAUUUUUCAGCAAAAAAAAAAUUGAAG
Molecule: messenger RNA, 929 nt
Organism: Chironomus riparius
Lineage: Eukaryota; Metazoa; Arthropoda; Insecta; Diptera; Chironomidae
Source: the annotation of a GenBank genome assembly